Molecule: messenger RNA, 788 nt
Organism: Ceratosolen solmsi marchali
Lineage: Eukaryota; Metazoa; Arthropoda; Insecta; Hymenoptera; Agaonidae
Gene: Cox11
Product: Cytochrome c oxidase copper chaperone COX11
Cellular component (GO): mitochondrial inner membrane
Molecular function (GO): copper ion binding
Source: RefSeq, a predicted model, not a curated record
AAAAAACAAAGUACAAUUUCAUAGGUUAAGAAUAACACAGUUUUACAAGUAAAAUGUUUUCUAAAGCAUGUUCAUGGUUUACAAGUAUUUAUUUUAAACGUAUAAGUAUCAAUAAUAAGUCAUUUAGUAAAUUUUCAUCCAAUGAACUCUUAAUAAAAAAGAAAACGAAAACGACAUUUAAUUAUAUGGUAGCUAUUGGAAUUUUAACUAUUGGCUUUACAUAUGCUUCUGUCCCUUUGUACAGAAUUUUCUGUCAGGAAUUUAGUUAUGGAGGUACCAUAAGUCAUAAAGAAUCAAACAUAUCAGAGAUGAAACAAAAGAAAAAUAGAAUUUUAAAUGUAAAAUUUAAUGCUGAUACUGCAGCACAAAUGUCAUGGCAGUUUCAGCCUCAACAAAAUGAAGUAAAAGUAAUGCCAGGAGAAACAGCUUUAGCAUUUUAUACAGCAACUAACCCCACAGAUGUUCCAAUAGUUGGAAUUUCUACAUACAAUAUUGUUCCUUUUGAAGCUGGGCAAUAUUUUAACAAAAUCCAAUGCUUCUGCUUUGAAGAACAAUUUCUUGCUCCCCAUGAAAAUGUUGAUAUGCCAGUUUUUUUUUUUAUUGAUCCUGAAUUUACUGAAGAUCCUAAAAUGGAGCAUGUAAAUGAACUUGUUCUUUCUUAUACAUUUUUUGAAGCAAAAGAAGGUAUAAAGCUACCCAUACCCAGCUAUAUUAAAAAAAUACAAUAAUCGAAGGUAAAAUAGUGAACUAUUUCGUUACUUUCAAAUUAAUUGUAGUUUUUAAUUUAA